AUGUCUGUUCGCCGCCCACAUCCGGUAUCCGCCGGUGGUGGACAAGGGGCUCCUCACAGUCUUGUUAUCCCUCCCUCGCUUAGAGACGCGUUCCCCCAGUGCACGUGCUGCCCCGUCUUUGCUGGCUUGGCGGUUUGGGCUUGGGAACAGGCGCUUUCGUCGCCCGUAGCCCGUGUGCCAGUGGCGAGUACAGAAGAGCGAGCCGAGCUCCGCCAUGGGCUCACGAAACAAAAGGCCGGCGGAAUCUCGAUCUCGUGGAAACAGUCCACCCGGGAAGAGAAACUGUCCACCAGGGCGAAGAAGUUCAUUUCAAGACAAGCGUCACUCACUCCUCAACAGUAUGCUGCUACGCGCAACCCCUGGUCAUGUCCAAGUCCUCCCGCUUCCAGGAGAAGCUCGGCUGCAAUCCCUACAGGACAACCAUCUGACCAGCACAGACCAAAUACGCAGCAGUCUGAGGAUGGAUCGCAAGACCCACUCACACCAGCUCAUAAUGCUCCGAUCAUGUCGCCACAAAGCAUUGGUAGUGGAGCAUCUACUCCAGCCCAUCAAGUUGCGCCCAUAGUACCAUCCAUGCUGUCACAUGGUGGAGACUCAGUGCCUGCUUCGUAUGUAGCUCGCAUGCAGCCCCAAGAAGCACCAACGGGUAUCCAAAGUAAACCCACAAUGGACGCUCUGAGAAAGAUGAGGGCAAGAAGAAUAGCCCUGGCAUCCACUCUCAAUGCUAACAGCAUGACAUUUCAUACUCCGGCUCCAGCUCCAGCUCUCGCUCCAGUUGCCAGCUCCGUAUCCAUCCAACUAGAAAACUUAGUUAAAGAGCUACUGAACGAAGUUGCACAACUCAAGAAGGAGCGACUUGCUAUGGCUAAACGCCUAGAUGCUUUGGAGCAGCUCAAGUCCCCCACUACACCUGAAACAAAUGGGCCACUGGAAACUACCGUCAAGGCACCCGAGCAUCUAAAGGCCGUCUUGGUUCGUCAGGACAAACUAGAGAAUGAAUUACAGAGCCUUUUAGACUCUCAGUCAACUGAAGCGGGGAUCAAGAGAAUUGUCGCUGAAGAAGUAUCUGCCAAGCUGGAGGGCACCAAACAAGUCAUAGAAACAGCCAACAAAGUCUCCAGAACAGUUUUAGAAAAGCGAAUCGAUCAUAAGACAAAAUCACUUUCGGACAAACACUCCGAACUUAUACGUCAUAUAAAUAAGCAUAUCGGGCCUACUAAAGAAGAGUACGAAAAAACAAAUAAGCCCAUUGUGGACAGAGUACGAGAAGUUGAGGUUGAUAUUAGAUCGCUUCAAAAAGGGUUCGAGGAAGCUGAUAGACGGACCCAGGAUCGCCUUCACAGAUUUUCAACCCAGAUCGGGCAGGUUAAGAAUGUUCAGAGCGAACAAUCAAAGCUUGCGACACGAGUAGACAAUUUGGAGAAAACUAUCCUCAAGCCGGGAACUUUGGUACAAAGUCUUCCAUCAUCUUUUCCGCCAACGGAGGCCGAGACCACGGCCACCACUGACGACUUGGUCAACUUUACCUCGUUACGAUUAUCGCACGUUGAAAAAUUGGUCAACGAGCUGCGCCUGGAUAAGCAGGCCAAUUCAGAGACACAUGUCGAGUCGAAUGAGAAGAUAGCUGCUGAUAUGGCCCAACUUCGUGAGCAUGUGGAGUUAGAAUUCACCAGACUACGCACAGAAGUCCAAUUGCGGCUAUCAGAUGGGGCAAAUCAAUCCUUCCAAGAUCGACUCGAGAGUUGGGAUGAAGUAAUAGAGAAUCUGGAACGUGACGCCUCUGAUAAAGGCCUUCGAAUAUCUGUUUUAGAAGACAGCGUCCCCAAACAAUUCUACGAUAAGUUUGAUCCACUUCAACAGAAAGUAGACCGGAUAGUCGCUCAGAUUGAAGAGAACCAAAUAGGGCAUACUGAGAUGGGCAAAGAAAGGCAAAAUCUUGAGCGCCUUGAGCAGUCAAUACUGGACGAGAAAGUGACACGAGAAAAAGCUGUUUGCGACCUUAGCAGCCGACUGGCCACCAAAGCCGAAUCGGAUGUGAGGCAAAUGGAUGCUUUUCGUCUCACCCUCCAAAACCUAUACGACCAGUACAAAAAUAUUACGUCCGAUGACGUACACCAGAAGAUGGUCCAUUGGUUCUUGCAGAUGCAUCCCUCGAACAGCGCUAGUAUGUUGCAGCAGUUUGCAGUUCUCAAGCGGGAUGUGUCACAUCUUCAGUCGCGCUCCAACGAGUUGCAAAACUUGUUGAACAAACAAUAUCCUUCCAAAAUCAUUCCAGAACAGUCCGACAGAAAUGAGAACCCGCGCAGUCUCGCAAAUGCUGUCGAUACUACUGCUGAGGAAACGUUGACGAGAGUCGAUGCGCUAAAGAAGCAGACUGACGCUUUGCAGAGUGGUUUGCAGGAUCUGCAACUUCGACUGCAUUAUGUAAAUGGAGCAGUGGCGACAUCUGCCAGCAAAUCAGCGCUGGACUCACUCAGUCAUUCCAUUCAGAUGAUUGAACAGCAGUUGCAAAGUUCCAAAGCUGAUACACAAUCAAUACAGCAUUUAGAAAAAGGACUCGCUAAGGUCAAGGAGAUAAUCGACGACAACGCAGUAUUUUUGCCCCAGCUCGGUGUCAUGUAUGUCGCUAUUGCCGAGCUGCAAGACCACCUCCAGAGCGUAAACAUCAAUACGUCGGCGAAGAAACCACUUGAACUAGACUGGACAUAUAAUCUGAAGAACGACAUGUUGGAGUCGCAUCAAUGA
Messenger RNA from Plenodomus lingam JN3, 2745 nucleotides. Lineage: Eukaryota; Fungi; Ascomycota; Dothideomycetes; Pleosporales; Leptosphaeriaceae. The record is from RefSeq and is a predicted model, not a curated record.